AUGGUAGCUGGUGAAAGUGGGUUGGGUAAAACCACUUUUAUCAAUACCCUUUUCCAAACUUCAUUAAAACCACAUCAAGAUCCAAAUCAAAGACAUAAUAAAUUUACAACAGCUCAUCAAACUGUUGAAAUUGAUAUUGUUAGAGCUAUAUUAGAAGAAAAGAAUUUUAAAAUUAGAUUAAAUAUCAUUGAUACCCCCGGUUUUGGUAAUAAUGUCAAUAAUCAUGAUUCUUGGGUCCCAAUUAUUGAUUUUAUUGAUGACCAACAUGAAUCAUUUAUGAAACAAGAACAACAACCUUCAAGAAUUUCUAAAAAAGAUUUAAGAGUUCAUGCAUGUCUUUAUUUCAUUAGACCAACUGGUCAUUCUUUAAAACCAUUGGAUAUUGAAAUUAUGAAGAAAUUAUCUACUAGAGUCAAUCUUAUUCCAGUUAUUGCCAAAGCUGAUACUUUAUCACCUCAAGAAUUGGAUAUUUUCAAAACUAGAAUAAGGGAAAUCAUUGAAGCUCAAGACAUUAGUAUUUAUACCCCACCUUUAGAAUUGGAUGAUACUGCCAGUGCAGAACAUGCCAAACAAUUGAUUGAAUCCAUGCCAUUUGCUGUCAUUGGUUCAGAAGAAGAAGUUGAAGUUGGACCAGGUCAAUUUGUUAGAGGUAGAAAAUACCCAUGGGGUGUUGUUGAAGUUGAAAAUGAUCAACACUGUGAUUUCAAGAAAUUGAGAAGUUUAUUAUUGAGAACAAAUAUGUUGGAUUUGAUUUUAUCAACCAAUGAAUUGCAUUUCGAAACUUUUAGAUCACUUAAAUUAGGAGGUGAAGAACAAGAAACCAAUGAAGAAAAUGAAGGUGCUGAAGAAUUGACUAAUGAAAAGGGUGAAGUCGUUAAGAAACCUUCUAAUUCUAAGAAACCAAGAAGAUUACAUAACCCUAAAUUUAAAGAAGAAGAAGAUGCAUUAAAGAAAUUCUUCACUGAACAAGUUAAAGCUGAAGAGCAAAGAUUUAGACAAUGGGAAACCAAUAUCAUUAAUGAAAGAAAUAGAUUGAAUCAAGAUUUGGAAGAAAUGCAAUCUAAAUUGAAGACUUUGGAAGAGCAAGUGAAAAAAUUACAACUUGCUAAACGUUAG
Molecule: messenger RNA, 1116 nt
Organism: Candida tropicalis MYA-3404
Lineage: Eukaryota; Fungi; Ascomycota; Pichiomycetes; Serinales; Debaryomycetaceae
Gene: CDC12
Product: septin
Exons: 1
Coding region: 1-1116 (371 amino acids)
Biological process (GO): cytoskeleton-dependent cytokinesis
Cellular component (GO): septin ring; septin complex; cell division site
Molecular function (GO): GTPase activity; GTP binding; molecular adaptor activity
Source: RefSeq, a predicted model, not a curated record